Messenger RNA from Drosophila bipectinata, 1983 nucleotides. RefSeq names its product TBC1 domain family member 22 (gene Tbc1d22). The record is from RefSeq and is a predicted model, not a curated record. Gene Ontology annotation, molecular function: GTPase activator activity. Gene Ontology annotation, biological process: activation of GTPase activity. NCBI's taxonomy places the organism in Eukaryota, Metazoa, Arthropoda, Insecta, Diptera, Drosophilidae.
AAUAAAAGAACGGUAACACUGUCUGUGGAUGCAAAAUAAUGACGCUGACAUCGAAUCGGACCUAGGGGACGUAUAAUGGAUAAUAAUGUAGAGCAAGCUGCAAUAAAAAGCAAAACAGAUUCCGCAACAGUAAAUAUUGGAGCAGCAGCAGCUGGAUCCGCAACAGGAACAGUCAGUGGAGCUAGCGGUGCCGGGGUCCUGGCCAACGCAAACUCACAUUCGAACUCGACCUUUUGGAAAAACAGCGGACGGAGGGUGCCCGGACGGCCCAGUCCGAAGCGGGAGCUUGAUAAGUCUGCGGGACUUGGAGUUGGCAUGGUGUCCACCUUCCGGGACUAUCAGCAGUCGGUGAGCGAUGCCUGGGACACGGGCGACGAUGAGUUCUGCAUCAUCAGCAACUCGGAAGCAGCAGCAGCUGCAGCAGCGGGAGCCGGCGAUACUGCAAGGAUUUCUCGCCAAGUGUCCCAGACGGUGGCCCUUAACGUGAUUGAAACGCAUUCGCGGAGCAACCAGAACCACAACGCACCCAAGACCUUAAAUGAAUGCGGUCCUGAAGUGAUAUCGCCAAGUGGAAACCCGGCGGAAGAAGGCAAGGAAGACCGCCGGAACCAACCGGACAGCAACGAGAACAGAUCAAGAUUACGGAACUACCCAGGACGGCCGCAGCUUCAGAAGAUUAGGUCAGAUUGCCAGGACAGCGAGUAUGAGACGAAGAUUGAAAAGUUCCAGGUACUUCUCGAUUCGCCACAGCUGGAUUUGGCGGCUCUUAAGAAACUGAGCUGGUCGGGAGUGCCCAGAAAGAUGCGCGCUGUUAGCUGGAGGCUGCUCUCAAAAUAUCUUCCACCCUCGAGUGAACGGCGGAUGGCGGUGCUGGAGAGUAAACGGCAAGGAUACCAAGACCUCAGGCACAACUACUUCCGCGUGGACAGUCAGGAUGAGACGCAACAGGAUACGUACCGCCAGAUUCACAUCGAUGUGCCUCGCAUGAAUCCCCAAAUACCGCUCUUCCAGCAAAAGCUCGUGCAGGAGAUGUUCGAGCGAGUGCUAUUUAUCUGGGCCAUAAGACAUCCAGCUUCCGGUUACGUUCAGGGCAUCAACGAUCUUGUUACGCCCUUCUUCAUUGUCUUUCUCCAGGAGGCUCUGUCGCCGGACACGGAUCUCGAAAAGUAUGAGAUGUCUACGCUGCCCGAGGGUACUCGUAAUAUAAUCGAGGCCGACUCAUUUUGGUGCCUAUCCAAGUUUCUUGAUUGCAUUCAGGAUAACUAUAUCUUUGCGCAACUGGGUAUACAGGAGAAGGUUAACCAACUCAAGGAUCUUAUACAACGUAUUGACGUGAAUCUACACCGUCAUUUACAGGCGCAUGGUGUCGACUACUUGCAAUUCUCAUUUCGCUGGAUGAAUAAUCUGCUGACACGCGAACUACCGCUGCACUGCACCAUCCGUUUGUGGGACACAUAUCUGGCCGAGUCCGACGGAUUCGCCCUGUUCCAUUUGUACGUGUGUGCCGCAUUUUUGCUGCACUGGAAGGAGCAGCUGAUGCAACAAAACGAUUUUCAGGGUCUCAUGUUGCUGCUACAAAAUCUGCCAACACACAACUGGUCCGAUCGCCAAAUCAACGUUCUACUGGCCGAGGCAUUCCGCCUUAAGUUCACGUACGCCGAUGCACCCAAGCAUCUGGAAACGAAGAGUUGACAAAAGAAUCACAAACCAUGCAUAUACGUAACAUAGAAGUUAGUUUACUAAAAUUUGCGGAAUAUACCUACACAUAAACGUACGCCUACAUAUACAUCUAAUAAUUAUAUACAAUUUGUUAUUUAGCCGUUUCUAUGUUUUGUUUCUUCUCUUCCUCUCAUUUACAAUUUUGUGUUUUCAUUUUAAAGAAUUCGUACGUAAAAGUUAAAAAAUUAUCCCCUUUUUGUACAUACAAAUCAAAAUUGAAAAUACAAUUCAACACGUUCUACGGGUCGAGAGCAGUUUCAAUUA